AUGGUUGUGAAUGCAUCGGAUUGGUUGGUCCCCAGUGUGGACCCAGAGCUGGACCCUUGCAGUAACUACACCGAAGCCUGGCUGUGGCUGUCCUCCCUGCAGCCGGCCUACCUGGGUCUGGUCAGCGUGGUGGGUGUGGUGGGAAAUGGUCUGGUCCUCUGCGUGCUGUGCCUGCAGAGGAAGCCUUGCACAGUGGCUGAUGUCUACUUAGGCAAUCUGGCUGCUGCCGACCUGGUCAUGAUGUCCUGCCUUCCCUUCUGGGCUGUGACCAUCGCCCGAGGCUACCAGUGGAACUUCGGGGUGGCCCUCUGCAAGCUGGUCAACGUGGCCAUCUCCAUGAACUACUACUGCAGCGUGUUCUUCCUGGUGCUGGUCAGCGUGGACCGAUACCUGGCUCUGGUGAAGCCCAUGAGCUCCAGUCGGUUGAGGAGAGCGGCCUGGGCCAAGCGGAUCUGCCUGGUGAUCUGGAUGCUCGGUUUCCUCCUCACUGUUCCUGAGCUGUUCUUCCGGACAGUGCAAUACCUGGAGGAUCCAGGGGUGGAUUCCUGCAUCUUGGCGUACCCUGACUCAGCCUGGAUUGUCCAACACAACAUCACCAAGAACAUUUUGGGUUUCCUGCUUCCUGUCCUGGUCGUGACCUACUGCAGCCGUCACAUCGUGGUUGCCCUGAAUGACGGACGAGCCACAAGACUCCCCGGGGUGAGGGCGGAGAGGAAGGCCACCUACCUGGUCCUCGCCGUCCUGGCCGUCUUCCUCUUCUGCUGGACGCCACACCAGGUGAUGCGGUUCCUCGACACUCUGGAUUAUUUUAAGGUCACGCCCGGAUGCCUCUGGGGCCACAUCCUCGACAUCGGCAUACAGCUGUCCACGUAUCUGGCAUACAGCAACAGCUCUGUUAACCCCUUCCUGUUUGUCAUUGUGGGGAAGCACUUCAGGAAAAGGGCCAAAGAUGUUUUUGGGAAAACUUUGAACCCUUGGUCAAAAGCCAAGGCUUACUUGAUUGUCACUUUCACGUCAUCAAAAAGACUAAAUGAAACACAGCACAUAUGCCUAGAAAAACUUGAAAAACAGACUGUCUCUUGA
Molecule: messenger RNA, 1083 nt
Organism: Myripristis murdjan (pinecone soldierfish)
Lineage: Eukaryota; Metazoa; Chordata; Actinopteri; Holocentriformes; Holocentridae
Product: B2 bradykinin receptor
Exons: 1
Coding region: 1-1083 (360 amino acids)
Biological process (GO): positive regulation of cytosolic calcium ion concentration; cell chemotaxis; calcium-mediated signaling
Cellular component (GO): membrane; external side of plasma membrane
Molecular function (GO): C-C chemokine binding; C-C chemokine receptor activity; bradykinin receptor activity
Source: RefSeq, a predicted model, not a curated record